Penicillium brevicompactum is the source of this 1845-nucleotide messenger RNA. RefSeq names its product ER oxidoreductin. Gene Ontology annotation, biological process: protein folding in endoplasmic reticulum. The transcript has 3 exons. Gene Ontology annotation, molecular function: FAD binding; protein-disulfide reductase activity; thiol oxidase activity. Gene Ontology annotation, cellular component: endoplasmic reticulum; endoplasmic reticulum membrane. Lineage: Eukaryota; Fungi; Ascomycota; Eurotiomycetes; Eurotiales; Aspergillaceae. The record is from RefSeq and is a predicted model, not a curated record. The coding region runs from base 1 to 1845 and encodes 614 amino acids.
AUGCAGCCCACAGCGAAGUUCUUCCACGUGGCAGUGCUUGGUCUGGCCGGUCUGGCCAGCGCCAGCACUAGCAACCACGAUGCCUCAUUAGACCCAACCAAAUGCGCGCUCGAGCCCUCAGCGAUGGUAUCCGAUGCCUGCGUCUCAUACGGUGAAAUCAACGGAAUCAACGACCUCAUCUUUACGACCCUCAACUCAAUCACUCAAGAAACCGAUUUCUUCUCCUUCUAUCGUCUCAACCUUUUCAACACAGAAUGCCCUUUUUGGUCCGAUGCCAACAGCAUGUGCGGUAAUAUCGCAUGCUCGGUUAACACCAUUGAAUCCGAAGACGACAUUCCUCUUACCUGGCGCGCCGAGGAGCUGAGCAAGCUAGAAGGCCCGAAGGCAAACCACCCACCUCGCAAGAUCCAAGCCCAGCGUCCGAAAGAACGUCCUCUCCAGGGCGAGUUGGGUGAAGAUGUCGGAGAGAGUUGUGUGGUUGAAUACGACGACGAAUGUGACGACCGCGACUACUGUGUUCCGGAGGACGAGGGUUCGACCGGCAAGGGAGAUUAUGUGAGCUUAGUGGACAACCCAGAGCGGUUUACAGGAUACAUGGGAGAGGGCGCGCAUCAGGUUUGGAAUGCCAUCUACAGCGAGAAUUGCUUCAUGAAGCCCAUGGCCGAUGAGUUGGAGGAUCAGACUCUGAACGUUCCGCUGGGUGGCCUCCAGGCUGCUUCGGACUUCCGCGACGUGCUUCACAAGAAAACACAGCGUCCAGAGGGUCUUCCUUUGGACAAUGAGUGUUUGGAGAAGCGAGUAUUCCACCGUUUGAUCAGCGGAAUGCACGCUUCCAUUUCCACUCAUCUGUGCUGGGAUUACCUGAACCAGACCACCGGUCAGUGGCAUCCCAAUGUGCAGUGUUUCAAGGAGAGACUCCUGGACCACCCCGAGCGCAUCUCCAACAUGUAUUUCAAUUACGCGCUCGUCUCCCGCGCUGUCACCAAGCUCCGCAAACACCUGAACGGUUACACGUUCUGUACGAGCGAUCCCGCACAAGACCGCGAGACCAAGAAGCGUGUCAACAAGCUGACCUCGACUUUGAGCGAGGUUCCUCAGAUUUUCGACGAGAAGAUCAUGUUCCAAGACCCAGGUGCCCUAGGCCUGAAGGAGGACUUCCGCAACCGCUUCCGCAACGUCAGCCGCCUGAUGGACUGCGUGGGUUGCGAUAAGUGCCGACUCUGGGGCAAGCUCCAGGUCAACGGAUACGGAACUGCCUUGAAGGUGCUGUUUGACUACGAUGAAACCAAGAACGGCGAAAACCCACCCCUUCGCCGCACCGAGCUGGUCGCCCUCAUCAACACCCUCGGUCGCAUCUCUCACAGCAUUGCUGCUUCGCGCAGUAUGCAGCGCGCCCUUCUGACCGGCACCACUCACAUGUUCCCGGUCCAUGGCGCGGUGCCCUCCUCGCACCAUGCCAACGCUCUCAGUGGACAGGGCGGAAAGCGUGUGUUUAAGGAUGGAAACAACAACUUCUACUAUGAAGAUGAGGGUGAAGAAGAUUAUAUCUACGGUCGCGAACAGGUGGAGCACUAUCCCUGGGAGCGGAAGCCUCUGGGCCCGGACGCCGGAGUCUGGGACGAUAUCAAGCAAGAGUGGGAUAUGGUCUGGGGCACAGUCGGAUACAUCUGGCAAGCGUGGAUGGAUAUUCCACGGACACUAUUCCAAAUUGGCACGUGGGAGUCCAUCCGACUGUAUAACUACUGGCUCGGUUUGCCGGUGCCACCUCGCGCUUGGAAGUUGAAGGCGCCCGAGCCGCGCCCUCACACUCUGCCGAAUAAUCAUCCUCGUCGGGAUGAGUUGUGA